AUGGAGUGCGCCCUCCUGCUCGCGUGCGCCCUCCCCGCCGCCCGCUCGCGCCCGCCGUGCGGUCCGGCGGGGCUGGGGCGCGUGGCCAAGGCGCUCCAGCUGUGUUGCCUCUGCUGUGCGUCGGUCGCCGCAGCCUUAGCCAGUGACAGCAGCGGCGGCGGCGGCGGACUAAACGUUGAUUACGUCUUUGUCACCCCGGUAGAAGUGGACUCGGGCGGGUCGUAUAUUUCACACGACAUUUUGCACAACGGCAGGAAAAAGCGAUCGGCGCAGAGUGCCCACAGCUCCCUGCACUACCAAUUUUCAGCAUUUGGACAGGAACUACAUUUAGAACUUAAGCCCUCGGCGAUUUUGAGCAGUCACUUUAUUGUCCAGGUACUUGGAAAAGAUGGGGCUUCAGAGACUCGGGAACCCGCAGUGCAGCGAUGUUUCUAUCAGGGAUUUAUCAGAAAUGACAGCUCAUCUUCUAUUGCUGUGUCUACGUGUGCCGGCUUGUCAGGUCUAAUAAGGACACGAAAAAACGAAUUCCUCAUUUCACCAUUACCUCAGCUGCUGGCCCAGGAACAUAACUACAGCGCACCUGCCGGACACCAUCCUCACGUACUGUACAAAAGGACGGCUGAGGAGAAGGUCCAGCAUUGCCAUGACUACCCGGGCUCCAGCAGGCAUUAUCCCGGUCACUCCCCAACACACACUCCCCAUGCGUCUCGGAGUCAAGAAAGAGAGCAUCACCACCCAAGGUUGCAAAAGCAGCAUUUUUGUGGACGACGCAAGAAAUAUGCCCCUAAGCCUCCCACGGAGGAUACCUAUCUCAGGUUUGAUGAGUAUGGGAGUGCAGGGCGACCCAGAAGAUCAGCUGGAAAAUCACAGAAGGGCCUAAAUGUGGAAACCCUUGUGGUAGCAGACAAGAAAAUGGUGGAAAAGCACGGCAAGGCAAAUGUUACCACGUACAUUCUCACGGUCAUGAACAUGGUUUCUAGCCUAUUUAAAGAUGGGACCAUUGGAAGUGACAUCAACAUUGUUGUGGUGAGCCUCAUUCUUCUGGAACAAGAACCUGGAGGAUUAUUGAUCAACCAUCAUGCAGACCAGUCUCUGAAUAGUUUUUGUCAGUGGCAGUCUGCCCUCAUUGGAAAGAAUGGCAAGAGGCAUGACCACGCCAUCCUACUCACGGGAUUUGACAUUUGUUCCUGGAAGAAUGAACCAUGUGACACUCUAGGGUUUGCCCCCAUCAGUGGAAUGUGCAGUAAGUACCGAAGUUGUACCAUCAAUGAGGACACGGGGCUUGGCCUGGCCUUCACCAUCGCUCAUGAGUCAGGGCACAACUUCGGCAUGAUUCACGAUGGGGAAGGCAAUCCCUGCAGGAAGGCUGAAGGCAAUAUCAUGUCUCCCACACUGACAGGAAACAAUGGGGUGUUUUCCUGGUCUUCGUGUAGCCGGCAGUAUCUCAAGAAAUUCCUUAGCACACCUCAGGCUGGCUGUCUGGUGGAUGAGCCCAAGCAAACGGGGCAGUAUAAAUAUCCGGACAAACUACCAGGACAGAUUUAUGAUGCUGACACACAGUGCAAGUGGCAGUUUGGAGCAAAAGCCAAGUUAUGCAGCCUCGGUUUUGUGAAGGACAUUUGCAAGUCUCUUUGGUGCCAUCGAGUGGGCCACAGGUGUGAGACCAAGUUUAUGCCUGCAGCGGAAGGGACCGUUUGUGGCUUGAGUAUGUGGUGUCGGCAAGGCCAGUGUGUGAAGUUCGGGGAGCACGGCCCCCGGCCCGUCCACGGCCAGUGGUCCGCCUGGUCCAAGUGGUCAGAGUGUUCGCGAACCUGUGGUGGCGGAGUCAAGUAUCAAGAGAGACACUGCAAUAACCCCAAGCCUCAGUAUGGUGGCAAGUUCUGUCCAGGUUCUAGCCGUAUAUAUCAGCUGUGCAAUAUUAACCCUUGUAAUGAAAAUAGCUUGGAUUUCCGAGCCCAGCAGUGUGCAGAAUAUAACAGCAAACCUUUCCGUGGAUGGUUCUACCAGUGGAAGCCCUAUACCAAAGUGGAAGACGCAGAUCGAUGUAAACUAUACUGCAAGGCUGAGAACUUUGAAUUUUUUUUCGCCAUGUCCAGCAAGGUGAAAGAUGGGACUCCUUGCUCCCCAGACAAACACGACGUGUGUAUUGAUGGGAUUUGUGAACCAGUGGGAUGCGAUCAUGAACUUGGCUCUAAAGCAGUUUUGGAUGCGUGUGGUGUUUGCAAAGGGGAUAAUUCGACUUGCAAGUUUUAUAAAGGCCUAUACCUCAACCAGCAUAAAGCCAACGAAUAUUAUCCGGUAGUCACCAUUCCAGCGGGGGCCCGAAGCAUCGAGAUCCAGGAGCUGCAGCUCUCCUCCAGUUACCUUGCGGUCAGAAGCCUGGGGCAGAAGUAUUACCUCACGGGGGGCUGGAGCAUCGACUGGCCUGGGGAGUUCCCCUUUGCUGGGACCGUGUUUGAAUACCAGCGCUCCUUCAACCACCCAGAACGGCUGUAUGCACCAGGACCCACCAACGAGACACUGGUCUUUGAAGUCCUGAUGCAAGGCAAGAAUCCGGGGAUAGCUUGGAAGUAUGCACUUCCCAAGGUCACGAAUGGAACUCAGCCAGCCUCAAAAAGGCACAGCCAUGCCUGGACCACAGUGCAGUCUCCGUGCUCCAUCUCUUGUGGUGGAGGUUACAUAAGUGUAAAGGCCAUUUGCUUACGAGAUCAAAACACUCAAGUCAGUUCCUCGUUCUGCAAUGCAAGAACCAAGCCAGCAACUGAACCCAAAAUAUGCAAUGCUUUCUCCUGCCCUGCUUACUGGAAGCCAGGCGAAUGGAGUGUGUGCAGCCGGUCGUGUGCGGGGGGCCAGCAGAGCAGGAAGAUCCAGUGUGUCCAGAAGAAGCCCUUCCAGAAGGAGGAAGCGGUGUUGCAUUCUCUCUGCCCAGUGAGCACACCCACACAGGUGCAAGCCUGCAACAGCCAUGCCUGCCCACCGGAAUGGAGCCUUGGACCCUGGUCUCAGUGUUCCAAGAGCUGUGGGCGAGGGGUGAGGAAGCGUGAAGUCCUGUGCAAAAGCUCCCCCACGGCAGAGAAUGUCCCAGAGACCCUGUGCUCCAGCAUCCCGAGGCCAGAGUCCCAGGAGGGCUGUGUGCUAGGACGAUGCCCCAAAAACACCCGGCUGCAGUGGGUUGUGUCUUCCUGGAGUGAGUGUUCAAUGACCUGCGGUUUGGGUGUGAGGAAGAGGGAGAUGAAAUGCAGCGAGAAACCCUUCCCGGGAAAGCUCAUCACUUUCCCGGAGCGAAGGUGCCGCAAUAUUAAGAAACCAAACCUGGAGUUGGAAGAAACCUGCCAGCAAGGGGCUUGUCCCGCCCAUCCGGGCUUCAGCGUGGCAGCGGGAUGGUAUCCAUCACCAUGGCAACAGUGCACGGUGACCUGCGGAGGGGGUGUCCAGACCCGCUCAGUCCACUGUGUUCAGCAGGGCCGGCCUUCCUCCGGCUGUCUGCUCCAUCAGAAACCUCCAGUGCUGCGAGCCUGUAAUACAAACUUCUGUCCUGCUCCUGAAAAGAGAGAGGAUCCAUCCUGUGUAGAUUUCUUCAGCUGGUGUCACCUAGUUCCUCAACAUGGUGUCUGCAACCACAAAUUUUAUGGUCAACAGUGCUGCAAGUCAUGCACGAGGAAGAGUUGA
Molecule: messenger RNA, 3669 nt
Organism: Odobenus rosmarus divergens (Pacific walrus)
Lineage: Eukaryota; Metazoa; Chordata; Mammalia; Carnivora; Odobenidae
Gene: ADAMTS18
Product: ADAM metallopeptidase with thrombospondin type 1 motif, 18
Exons: 23
Coding region: 1-3669 (1222 amino acids)
Biological process (GO): proteolysis; extracellular matrix organization
Cellular component (GO): extracellular matrix
Molecular function (GO): metalloendopeptidase activity
Source: RefSeq, a predicted model, not a curated record